Messenger RNA from Mesorhabditis spiculigera, 846 nucleotides. Lineage: Eukaryota; Metazoa; Nematoda; Chromadorea; Rhabditida; Rhabditidae. The record is from the annotation of a GenBank genome assembly.
AUGGAAGUGGCCGUCGCAACUCUUGCCACCGACCGGGCGCUACUGCUGUUGGGCGUGCCGGGUACAGCCAAGACCUGGGUCUCGAACACCUUUCGGCUGCAAUCUCGGGUGCGUCGACGCUCCUGGUUCAAGGUGCACGUCGGGUACGCCCGAGGAAGCUAUCCGCUACGGCUGGAACUACGCACGCCUUCUCUCGGAGGGGCCGACCGCCGGUGCGCUGGUGCCGUCACCUGUGAUGACCGCGAUGGAAACCGGGAGGAUCGCCCGCGUCGAAGAGUUGACGCGCAUUCCGGCCGACGUGCAGGACGCCCUCAUCACCAUUCUCUCCGAGAAGACGUUGCCGGUGCCGGAACCGGGUAUCGAGUGCAGGCAGCCAAGGGCUUCAAUCUGAUCGCUACCGCCAACGAUCGCGAUCGCGUGUGUCAACGAUCUGUCGUCCGCACUGCGUCGACGGUUCAACACAGUUGUUCUCCCGUUGCCGGCCAGCGAGGGGAGGACGAGGUGGCUAUCGUGGCACGUCGAGUCGAACAGUUGGGCGCAGCACUGGAAUUGCCGACAACCCCCGCAGCAGCCGAGGAAAUUCGCCGGGUCGUCACCGUGUUCCGGGAACUGCGAUCAGGGCACGACCACCGACGGCCGCACCAAGUUGAAGUCCCCGUCCGGAACUCUGUCGACGGCGGAGGCGAUCUCGGUGGUCACUCAACGGUUUGGCGUUGUCUGCGCAUUUCGGGGACGCGGCGUACUGCGGGCAUCGCGACGUCGCUGCCGGAAUCCUGGGUUCGGGUGAUCAAGGAUCCGGUCGCAGACAAGGUUGUGUGGAACGGAGUACCUCGAGGCAGUAGUGCG